AUGUUGAUUAAAGUAAAGACUUUGACUGGUAAAGAGAUUGAAAUCGAUAUCGACCCAACUGACAAGAUUCAACGUAUUAAAGAGAGAGUUGAAGAGAAAGAAGGUAUCCCACCAUCACAACAAAGACUUAUUUUCGGUGGUAAACAAAUGGGAGAUGAAAAGACUGCUAAAGAUUACUCAAUUGAAGGUGGUUCAGUACUUCAUUUGGUUUUAGCUCUUCGUGGAGGUUUUUAA
Molecule: messenger RNA, 234 nt
Organism: Heterostelium album PN500
Lineage: Eukaryota; Evosea; Eumycetozoa; Acytosteliales; Acytosteliaceae
Gene: nedd8
Product: ubiquitin family protein
Exons: 3
Coding region: 1-234 (77 amino acids)
Biological process (GO): protein neddylation; regulation of proteolysis; modification-dependent protein catabolic process
Cellular component (GO): cytoplasm; nucleus
Molecular function (GO): protein tag activity; ubiquitin protein ligase binding
Source: RefSeq, a predicted model, not a curated record